Cynocephalus volans (Philippine flying lemur) is the source of this 307-nucleotide messenger RNA. RefSeq names its product coiled-coil-helix-coiled-coil-helix domain-containing protein 7-like. Bases 50 to 307 code for a protein of 85 amino acids. Gene Ontology annotation, biological process: mitochondrial respiratory chain complex assembly. The transcript has a single exon. The record is from RefSeq and is a predicted model, not a curated record. NCBI's taxonomy places the organism in Eukaryota, Metazoa, Chordata, Mammalia, Dermoptera, Cynocephalidae. Gene Ontology annotation, cellular component: mitochondrion.
ACGUCCUGGGUUGUGGAGUAGUUGCUGCCUGAGGAAGAAGACUGUUAGGAUGCCCGUGGUAAUGCGGAGGCUGAGAGAUCCUGACAUAAAUCCUUGCCUGUCGGAAUCUGAUGCUUCUAUUAGAUGCAUGAAUGAAAAUAACUAUGACAGAGAAAGAUGUUCCGUUUACUUCUUGAAGUACAAAAACUGCCAGAGAUUCUGGCAUUCUGUCAUGAUCCAGAGAAGACGGAAUGGAGUGAAUCCACCUAUGCCUACAGCAGUAGAAAGAGAUGAAAUCUUGGGAGCAAUGGGAAAGAUGCCCUAUUGA